This is a messenger RNA of Miscanthus lutarioriparius, 1692 nucleotides long. The record is from the annotation of a GenBank genome assembly. Lineage: Eukaryota; Viridiplantae; Streptophyta; Magnoliopsida; Poales; Poaceae.
AUGGCGUACCGUCGGAAGCAGGGCAUCCAGCGGUCGGCCACCUUCGUGGAGGACCACCGCCAGACGUCGUCGGGCGGCUCCGCGUCGCCGGCCAUCGCGUCCCCGCGCGCCACGCGGUUCGCGGACGACAGCCGCCGCCCCGACCGCUCCUCUCGCCUGGCCGCGCAGGCCAUGGUGGCCUCGUCCGCCGCGCGCGCGGACCUCACGCUGCCUUCCUUCGGCGAGCGCUUCCCCGCCGCCGCCGCGGCGGCGGCGUCCCAAUGCGACGCCGAGCCGAGUAGCCCGGUGCAGGACCCUGUCACCCAGCUCUACACAUCGACAACGAGCCUAAACGACGAGGGGCCGAAGUACGACAUCGAGCUAUCCAAGAAAGACCACACCAAGCAUGGGUUCUGGGCGCUCGUGGCUCAGAAAGCUAAAGUCAUGCUCGACGAAAAUGGCACACCACGCGCUCAGACUCAGACCUCUGAAUCUCGCUGGUCCUACGAUCGGGUCCGAAGCUCGGAGAGCCAGAGCCCCACGUCACGGAGAGGAUCGUUGGAAGGGAAGCUAGACAUCGGAGGGAAGAUCAAGGACGUUCUUGAACAGGAGGGCCUGGCGGUGGCCGACAGCACAACGUCCGGCGGCACCGGCACCGGCACCCACGGUGGUGUCGUCGCUGCCCGGAAGCUGCAGAUCAGGAGGAAGGCGUGCAGCAUGGACUUCCGGGCCGCGAACCUGACCCCGGCCAGCCCCGACAUGUCGCCGAUGCUGGCCGACACGGAGUCGCCUCAAAUCAAGGCCUCUCGCGACGUAGCGAACGCCAUGGCCACCAAGGUGAAGCUGCUGCAGCGGGAGCUCAAGACGUUGAACGCCGACCUGGCCUUCUCCAAGGAGCGGUGCGCGCAGCUGGAGGAGGAGAAUCGGCUGCUCCGGGACGGCAACCACGACGCCGACGCCGACGAGGACCUGAUACGGCAGCAGCUGGAGACGCUGCUCGAGGAGAAGGCGCGGCUGGCGCACGAGAACACGGUGUACGCCCGCGAGAACCGGUUCCUGCGUGAGAUCGUCGAGUACCACCAGCUCAACAUGCAGGACGUCGUCAACCUUGACGACGACGAGGACAUCGAGGAAGAAGAUGAUUACGACGUCGACGCCGACGAUGACGAGGAUGCGGAGCUGGAGGCUGAGCAGUGCCAAGAUCGCCGCAAGUCCCUGCCGUCCCAACUUGUGCUGGAGGAAGAGGAGCACCAGGCGGCAGAUCCGGGCACCGAACCGCAGUCGCCCUCUCGUCACACAGAGUCGCCGCGAAUGCUGAGCACCAACAGCGGCGGCGGCGGCAACCCUGGCCACGAAUCGCCGCGGAUGCUGAACACGGGCGGCGGCGGCACCCCUGACCACGAAUCGCCGCGAAUGCUGAGCACCAACAGCGGUGGCGGCGGCGGCACCCCUGACCACGACUCGCCGCGGAUUCUGAACACGAACAGCGGCGGCGGCACCCCUGACCACGAAUCUCCGCGGAUGCUGAACACGGACAGCGGCAGCACCCCUGGCCACGAAUCGCCGCGGAUGCUGAACACAAAUAGCGGCGUCAGAAUUGCUGCUAGCGAAUCCCCUAGGAUGCUGAGCACAAACAGCGGCGGCAACACGAACGAGUCGCCACGUAGCUUCAAUGAUGAUGGUUCUUCGCCAGAAACGGCGAGGGACGGGUGA